Molecule: messenger RNA, 1700 nt
Organism: Diospyros lotus (date-plum)
Lineage: Eukaryota; Viridiplantae; Streptophyta; Magnoliopsida; Ericales; Ebenaceae
Product: pentatricopeptide repeat-containing protein PPR5 homolog, chloroplastic
Exons: 4
Coding region: 1-1539 (512 amino acids)
Molecular function (GO): mRNA binding; protein binding
Source: RefSeq, a predicted model, not a curated record
AUGCCUAGGCAAAUCCUGGUCAGUAUCAAAAUUCCAUGUUUUAUCAUAUGUUACCUGCCCUUUUCUUUUCUUUUUUUCAGCUCGACUCAACUUCUCCUACAUCCUUCAAUUAUGUACGCCAAUGCGUCUCUGCAAUUCUCAUCUGUUCUUGCUUUUCUUGCCCCCAUCCCCAUCCCCAUCCCUCAACUAUGCUUUCUUCAGAGGAAAAGACCCCGUUGCAGAAUCGCCUGCGUCUCCACCCCCCCGCCACGCAAGAGCAAAUCGAGCACCAAGUUUACAGAAGGGACCAGCUCCUCCGACGCCGAAGAACUUGUUCGUCGGCUAAUUCGGAAUUUCGACGACAAGAGACCCUUACUCUCCACACUCAACAAGUAUGUUAAGUUUAUCAGGACAGAACACUGCUUUCUUCUCUUUGAAGAGCUCGGCAAGACCGAUAAGUGGUUGCAAUGCCUCGAGGUCUUCAGGUGGAUGCAAAAGCAACGGUGGUACAUAGCUGAUAAUGGGGUCUAUUCAAAGUUAAUAUCAGUUAUGGGGAAGAAAGGCCAAACUCGGAUGGCCAUGUGGCUCUUCUCAGAGAUGCGCAACAGUGGCUGCCGUCCAGACACUUCAGUUUAUAAUGCACUCAUCACUGCCCAUCUCCACUCUCGUGACAAAUCCAAGGCUCUAGCCAAAGCUCUUAGCUACUUUGACAAGAUGAAGGGAAUGGAACGGUGCAGACCUAAUGUUGUGACCUACAACAUUCUUUUAAGAGCUUUUGCUCAGGCCAGAAACAUUGAUCAAGUCAAUGCUCUGUUCAAGGAUCUCGACGACAGCAUUGUCACCCCUGAUGCCUUCACCUUUAAUGGCGUGAUGGAUGCCUAUGGGAAGAAUGGUAUGAUCAGAGAGAUGGAGUCCACUCUCUCCCGCAUGAAGAGUAAUCAAUGUAAGCCAGAUAUUAUCACUUUCAAUUUGCUGAUCGAUGCAUACGGUAGGAAGCAGGAAUUUGACAAGAUGGAACAAGUUUUUAGGAGUUUACUGCGUUCCAAGGAGAAACCAACUCCUCCUACUUUUAAUUCGAUGAUCACAAACUACGGGAAAGCACGGCUUAGGGAGAAAGCAGAGCACGUUUUCAAGAAAAUGAGUGAUAUGGGUUAUGCUCCGAGCUUUAUUACCUAUGAAUGCCUGAUCAUGAUGUAUGGAUAUUGUGACUGUGUUGCAAGGGCUAGGGAAAUUUUUGAUGAUAUGGUUAUGGUUGCGUCUGGAAAAAAAAUCAAGGUUUCCAGUCUAAAUGCUAUGCUUGAAGUUUACUGCAUGAAUGGUUUAGCAAUGGAGGCAGACAGGCUGUUCCACAGUGCCCGAAACAGUGCCAAGCUUUCUGUAGAUUCCUCAACAUAUAAACUUCUCUAUAAGGCUUACACUAAAGCUAACAUGAAGGACCUUUUACAAAGGUUACUGACACAGAUGAACACAGAUGGUGUCAUCCCUAAUAAGAAGUUCUUCCUGGAUGCUUUGGGAGCCUUUGGGACUUCCUCACCUGCAAGGCCCGAGUCUUCUGAUUGAUAUGGCAGAAGUCUUAGGUCUUGUCUUUUUAUUUUUUAUUUGACCAAGCUCAAAUUGGGAGUGGGCUUUUAUCUAGAUUGGUGAGAGUUGAACACCAGAUUAUUGCACUGCUGGGUCUAUCUUGUUUCCCAAGUUACAUAUGGUAUGCAUUUCUUGCUUUU